AGUGCCCACAAGGGACGGGGCUGCCUGGCCGAGAAAGGACUGCUCAGCACGUGAGCGAUAGGAGCCCGGAGACAGAACUACACGUACACAGACCCUCCUUAAGGAAGGCGGUGAGGUGCUUUUUGUUACCAAUGAAACGCAACCAAAUGCUGUAUGCCACAACUGCCCAAACCCAGCGGCCCGGCCCAGGCAGUCGUCCCAGCCCAACUGAGCCCGGAACUCCUCUUCCCUCACGGCCACGGACGGCGUGUCUUCCGGCGGGACGGGACGGGACGGGACGGGACGGGACUCAGCCUUCGCUUGGCUCCGCUGCUCUGUGUCCCCCACGCCCCGCUCUGCCCUGCCCUGCCCUCCCCUCUCCUGCUCUCCUCUUCUCCCCUCCCCUCCCCUCCACUGGAGGUCUCUCCGAGCGGCACCGUUGCCGCUGUGUCGCCUCCCGGGCUGCUGCUCCCGGCUCAUCCCGGGACGGCGCUCAGCCCUGUGGGCAGAGACGGAGCCGUCGGUGCCGCUUCCAGGAGAACGGCCGCCUCUUCCCAGCAGAGCAGGCUCCAGUUCAACUUGUGCCUUCCAGGCGUGAUCAUCCCAGGCUGCAGGAGAGCAGCAAAUGGCCACAGCACAUCCGUGUCAGGAGCCCGUGAGCUUUGCGGAGGUGGCCGUGUAUUUCAGCAGGGAGGAGUGGGCGCUGCUGGACCCUGCGCAGCGAGCGCUCUACCGGGACGUGAUGCUGGAGACGUACCAGUGCGUGGCCUGGCUGGCUCCACUUCCAGCCCCCAAACCCGGGCUGAUCUCCCUGCUUGAAGGAGGGGAAGACCCCUGGAUCCCAGAUGUGCGUAGCCCUGAGGCCGUGCCAGGAGACCUGAGCCCAGCAGGAACUGGGAUUACAGAUAUACUGGAGGAUGUGCAGGAAAGUGGUGUGGCCGAAAGGCGGUGGGAUAGAGCCUGCGUGGGAGAAAUCAGAAGGGAUGUCCCAGGAGGCCUGGAGCAAGGUCAGGGUGAGCACAUCAAGAAGGCACUGGGAGAGCAUCUGGAAGAGAAAGGAAGGAGCCCACUGCACUUCAACAUAGGUGAAAAGCAUGCCGAAGGACCCAGGAGCAAGGAUGUGUGUCAGAUGAAAAAGCAGAAUCCAUGCACUGAGUGUGGGAAAAGCUUGGAAAUAGAUUCCAGUGUCAUUAACCACCAGUGCAUGCACGCAACGAAGAGCCUGUACAAGUGCUGUGAGUGUGGGAAAAGCUUCAAACGGAGAGCCAAACUGAAACGUCUCCAAUGCAUCCAUACAGGAUGGAGACCCUACAAGUGCUGUGAGUGUGGGAAGAGCUUUAAAAGGAGUUCCCACCUCACCUGCCACCAACGAAUCCACACAGGAGAGAGACCCUUUCAGUGCUCUGAGUGUGGGAAGGGCUUCAACAGCAGUUACAACCUUACCUGCCACCAACGCAUCCACACAGGAGAGAGACCCUUUAAGUGCUCCGAGUGUGGGAAGGGCUUCAAAAGCAGUUAUGAAUUGAAGGUGCACCAGCGCAUCCACACAGGAGAGAGACCCUACAAGUGCUCUGCUUGUGAGAAGAGCUUCAAAAGCAAUUCUGAAUUGAAGCUGCACCAGCACACCCACACAGAGGAGAGACCUUACAAGUGCUCUGCUUGUGGGAAGAGCUUCAGCAGAAGUUCCCACCUCAACUUCCACCGGCACGUCCACACAAGAGAGAGACCCUUUCAGUGUCCUGCGUGUGAGAAGAGCUUCAAACGCAGUUAUGAAUUGAAGAAGCACCAGUGCAUCCACAGAGGAGAGAGACCCUUUCUGUGCUCUCAGUGUGGAAAGGGCUUCAAAAGGAGUUCCCACCUCACCUGCCAUCAGCACAUCCACACAGGAGAGAGACCCUUUCAGUGUCCCGAGUGUGGGAUGACCUUCAGAAUCUGUUCUGAAUUGAAGUUGCACCAGCGUAUCCACACAGAGGAUAGGCCCUACAAGUGCUCUGAGUGUGGGAAGUGCUUCAAAAGGAGUUCCCACCUCUCCUGCCACCAGCACAUUCACACAGGAGAGAGACCCUUUCAGUGUGCUGAGUGUGGGAAGAGCUUCAAAAGAAGGCCUGAUUUGAAGCAGCACCAGCUCAUCCACACAAGAGAGAGGACCUUUUAGUGUUCUGCGUGUGGAAAGGCCUUUAAAAAGUGUUCUGAACUGAACCUGCAUCGGCGCAUCCAUAUGGAGGAGAGACCCUUUCAGUGUCCCGCGUGUGGGAAGAGCUUCAAAAGAAGAUCCGAGUUAAGGGAGGCCCUGCAAGUGCUGUGAGUGUGGGAAAAGCUUCAAAAGCAGUUCUGACUUGAAGCAGCAGCAGCGAACCCACACAGAGGAGAGACCCUACAAGUGCUGUGAGUGUGGCACGUGCUUCAAAAGGAGUUCCCACCUCACCUGCCACCAUCGCAUCCAUACAGGAGAGAGACCCUUUCAGUGUCCGGAGUGUGCAAAGAGCUUUAAACGCAGAUCUCAUCUCAACAUUCACAAGCACAACCACAAAGCACAACGGCUGUAGAAGCACCCCAAGACUCUGGGAACCUUCAAAAGCAGUUCCAGCCUCGUUACCUUCCGGCACUGCCACAGAAGGUACAGAUCCUGCAGAGCCUCAAACUUGUGAGGAGCUUCAGCCAAAACCCCAGCCUGGUUACGACCUGUGGCUUUGUGUUUUGAACCUUACAAAUCCCUUGAGUAGAGGAAGAGCUCGGCAGCCAAAAUCCAUCUUCUUCUCUGCUGCUCUUCUUUCUCCUCUUUGGAUGCGAAUUCUGCAUGUUGCUCUCUGUCAGCUGCAGUCAAGGUGUUGAGCGGACACUCAAAGGAGAGUCCAGAGUGGGAUGUGUCACAGCCACUGGAAACCCUCUGCCAGGUGGCACGUUUCUGCCAGGGCAGUGUGCAAGGACAGUCACCUCUUAUCUCCCCUGUAGACACUCACCUGCUGUGGGACAACAGGUGAGGACCCAAAGGAAACCUCAGCUGGGCCGAUACGUCGCCAGGAAGGAAGAAAUUCUGUCUGCUGGGAGUGUGGGAAGAGCUUCAUCUGGAGCUCAACCCUCAGUACACUCCAGAGAACCAACGCCGGGGAGAUUCCCUGUGAGUGCCUUGACUGCAGGAAGAGAUCCGUCCAGAGCUGGGAGCUCAUCACACACCAGUGGAUCCACGUGAGGAACCCUACAGACGUGCAGCCUGCAAGAAGAGCUUUGGCCACAGCUCAAACCUGCUGAGGUAGCAGAGUGUCUGCAGUUGGGUGAAGUCCAGGACAUGCCUGCACCAGUGAGUUCACGUGGCAGGAAGCCUUAGAAAUGCCUCGAGUGUGAGAAGGGCUUUGUGCAGAGCACGAAGCUCCUCCCUUGCAGGAGAUGGCAGUCGUGGCAGAAGUCUACAAACGUCCCAUGUGUGGGAAGAGCUUCAACCACAGCUCCCAGCUGAGCAAGCACCAGGGGAUCCACUCAGGGCAGAGACCAUAGAUGUGCCUGCACUGCAGGAAGAGCUUCAUCCAGAGCUCAGUCCUCGUUAAGCAUUGCCCAGUCCACGUGAGACGGUGGCCCUGCAAGUGUCUCUCCUACAGGAAGAGUUUCUCUCAGGGCUGGCACCUCAUUUCUCAUGGGGAAAGCUCCAGGAGAGAGAGCUUGAGGAUGCCCAAGGAUGGGGUAGACCCCUGUGCUUCUCCCCACACAGGAAGAGCUGGCAAAGGAGAUGGCAUCGCUGGCACCCUCUGCAGAAGGGCCUUAACCCAGGAGCUUCAGAUGGCCUUUCCUUGCUUCCCAAAGCAGUUCUCUCAGCAUGCCCACGUUCCUCUUCUGCUCUUCCUGCCUGCAGCUUUUUGAUGCCAUUUCCUUAGGAGAAGCGGCUGUGUGGGGAUGUUCUGUGUGUCUGUGUGCGUGUGUUGCUCUCAGUAAUUUCUGAGUGCGCAGACGAAUGUGAGAGAAUGGUCAGGAGAGCAGUAACGUGGCUCUUGGAGGUUUUCUGAGAAUCAUCUGUGGUGGAAAGGGAAGGGGGUGAAUAAAGUAGCUGAGUUGUUCUGGAGCUUUCUUCACUGUGUUCUUGUUUCUUGUUCUUAAGGUGAAUGUCAGCGUGUGGAAUGAGGAGAGGGAUAGGAGAGGGAUAAUAUUCCACCUCUGCACACACUGGAAUCAGCACAGGCACAGGCAGAGCUCCC
This is a messenger RNA of Gallus gallus (chicken), 4163 nucleotides long. RefSeq names its product zinc finger protein 501-like. The record is from RefSeq and is a predicted model, not a curated record. The coding region runs from base 605 to 2134 and encodes 509 amino acids. The transcript has 5 exons. Lineage: Eukaryota; Metazoa; Chordata; Aves; Galliformes; Phasianidae. Gene Ontology annotation, biological process: regulation of DNA-templated transcription.